Rubroshorea leprosula is the source of this 760-nucleotide messenger RNA. NCBI's taxonomy places the organism in Eukaryota, Viridiplantae, Streptophyta, Magnoliopsida, Malvales, Dipterocarpaceae. The record is from the annotation of a GenBank genome assembly.
AAUAAAUCACAAACCCCAAAUCAAAUCCAACCCAAAUUGUCGCCCCCACAACACCACAAUUAUCCUCUCCCCAUCUCCUCUUCUUCUUCUUCUUCUUCUUCCCCUACUCUUACCCCUCACUUUUCCCUGUCUUUUUUCCGACCACUUCAACUACUGGGUUGUUGAGAAUUUUCUUUCUCAUGACGGACUAUCGACUGCCGCCGCCGUCCAUGCCCAUGAAUCUUUGGACAGACGACAACGGAUCGGUCAUGGAGGCUUUCAUGAGCUCCGAUCUUACUGGUCUGUGGCCGCCUUCACAGUCUUCUGCAUCCACCUCCACCCCCCCAAUACCCGACCCAUCUAAGGCCCUGGCCCAAUCGCAGCCGCAGGUCCCGCCUUUUAACCAGGAGACCCUCCAGCAGCGGCUUCAGGUUCUGAUUGAGGGCGCUCGCGAGAGCUGGACCUACGCGAUUUUCUGGCAGUCGUCUUAUGAAUACCCCGGAGCUGCUGUUCUUGGGUGGGGAGAUGGAUUGCAGAAGAUUGAGAGUUGUGGGAAGUUAGUGAGUAGCAGAAUGAGAGAGAGAAGCCACGAAAGCGAGGAUUGUCGGAUUAAUGAGAGGUGCUUUGAGUUUGAGCAAUUUCAGGACUCUGAUGCUAACGAGAAACACAAGGCGGUCAAAACUCGAAGCCGGACCAGACCUUGAGACCACACCCGCGACCCAAUUCCAUUGUCGAAGACCUUUCAUCCCCUGCAAACAUCUAAUAAUUUAAACCCAAUUAC